GCCCACCAUACGCUAAUGGUAAAUUACAUAUCGGACACUUUUUAAACUUUAUUAUUAAGGACAUUAUUGUCCGUUUUCAGGCCAGCGAGGGCAAAUAUACUCCCUUUUUGCUGGGUUGGGAUACUCAUGGACUACCAAUUGAACACAAAAUGAUUCAGGUUCACCAAGGUCAAAAAAUAAACUUGCGGCAAGUUUGUCAUGAUUUUGCCCUGUCACAAGUUCAAACCCAAAAGGAACAAUUAAAAAAACUCGGACUUUUUACGAACUAUGAAAAAUAUUACAUUACUUUAGAUAAAGAAUAUGAAGCUGAACAAAUUCGAGUUUUUGGAGAAAUGGCAAAGAAAGGCUUGGUUUAUCAAGGAUUUAGACCAAUUUACUGGUCUUGCGGACAUGAAACGGCCUUAGCCGAGGCUGAAAUUGAAUAUUUAGAAAAAAAGGAUACUUCUCUGUAUUUCAAAAUUAGAUUAGCGGAUAUUUUUUUUGGAAAAGAAAAUCAAAAAUCAAAAGUAGAAAAAACGUUUUUAGGAGAAAAAUUGCUAGAAUUAACCUAUUUUCACCCUUAUCGGAAAAGGGUCUGGGGAUAUAUUGUAGAUGGCAGCGAUUUUAUUAAGGAAGGAGAGGGAACUGGUCUUGUUCAUCUAGCACCCGCUUUUGGAGUCGAAGACUUUACGACCGCCAAAAAGGAAAAAUUGGUCAUUGAAUGUCCUUUAGAGCCUAACGGUUUAUUUAAUGAAAAAAUUGGAGUUCUGGAAUUGGUUGCCUUGAUAAACAGCCAGACAGUUUUGGGUCAAGAUAUUAUGGAUGUUUGGUUGGAUAGUGGAGGUCAAGAUCAAUUUCGUGGCUGGUUUAAUUCUUCAUUAAUUACUGCGGUUAUUCUUACUGGCCGCGCACCUUAUCAACAAGUUCUCUCACAUGGUUUUGUAGUUGAUGAAAAAGGUCAUAAAAUGUCAAAAUCUUUAGGCAACGUUCUAGACCCCGAAGACCUUAUCAAACAAUUUGGAG
Messenger RNA from Racocetra persica, 1002 nucleotides. Lineage: Eukaryota; Fungi; Glomeromycota; Glomeromycetes; Diversisporales; Gigasporaceae. The record is from the annotation of a GenBank genome assembly.